Antechinus flavipes (yellow-footed antechinus) is the source of this 3142-nucleotide messenger RNA. It is a transcript of the gene SDAD1, whose product is annotated as SDA1 domain containing 1. Bases 494 to 2560 code for a protein of 688 amino acids. Gene Ontology annotation, cellular component: nucleolus. Gene Ontology annotation, biological process: ribosomal large subunit biogenesis; ribosomal large subunit export from nucleus. The record is from RefSeq and is a predicted model, not a curated record. NCBI's taxonomy places the organism in Eukaryota, Metazoa, Chordata, Mammalia, Dasyuromorphia, Dasyuridae. The transcript is spliced from 22 exons.
CAAUUGUCAAGCGUUUAGUCCGUGCGACUUUUGACGCUGCUAAACAAGCUAAGGAGGGCAAAGGCUGGGUGUUUUUCCUUUUCCAGCUCUCCAGCCCAAUUCUUUGACCAUAACAGUUGCUUAAUUAAUUCUCUUUGAUUUUGAAUCUUAGGCGCUCCCUUAGCUCUUUUCUCUUCUCGCGGGGUAAUCCGCUAAAUGCUUCUCCACCCCUCAUCCCCUUCUCCGCCUAACUCCUCCCCUUUUCUCCCCUACCGCGAGAAACUGCGGUGCCUAAGAAUAUGAGCUCCAGAGGAAAGGGAAAUUUGGCCUUCGGGACUUACCGUAGACCGCGAAUGACGAAAAGAAAGAUGGCGCCUCCCACCGACCACUCACGUGCUUUUUCCGGGUCUGAGCUGACUACCACCAGUUGCCGGAAGUGAAGCUUUGGACCGCACUUGAUGAAGAGUUCAUUUGGGUCUGAGAGCGAGUGGAACCGAUCUUACCGGCCGUCGCCAUGUCUGGAAGGAACAACAACAAGCUGCCCAGCAAUCUGCCUCAGUUGCAGAACCUGAUCAAGCGGGACCCCACAGCCUAUAUAGAGGAGUUUAUGCAGCAGUAUAAUCACUACAAGUCCCAUGUGGAAAUUUUCAAAUUACAACCAAAUAAACCCAGCAAAGAACUGGCUGAAUUGGUGAUGUUCUUAGCUCAGGUGGGUCACUGUUAUCCAGAACACCUGGUUGACUUCCCCCAGCAGCUGAAGGAACUUCUUUCUUACAACCACACAGUUUUGGAUGCAGGUCUUCGAAUGACAUUUUGCAAAGCUUUGAUGUUGCUGAGAAAUAGGAAUCUCAUCAAUCCAACCAGUUUAUUAGAACUCUUCUUUGAACUUCUGCGUUGCCAUGAUAAGCUUCUGCGAAAGACUUUGUAUACUCAUAUUGUGACCGAUAUCAAGAACAUUAAUGCCAAACACAAGAACAACAAAGUGAACGUCGUGCUACAGAACUUCAUGUACACUAUGUUAAGAGACAGCAAUGCUACGGCUGCCAAGAUCUCUCUGGAUGUGAUGAUUGAGCUGUACAGGAGGAACAUCUGGAAUGAUACCAAAACUGUCAAUGUGAUCACAACUGCAUGCUUUUCUAAAGUCACCAAGAUACUAGUUGCUGGUUUAAAAUUCUUUCUUGGUAAAGAUGAAGAUGAGAAGCAAGACAGCGACUCAGAAUCUGAGGACGAUGGGCCCACAGCAAGAGAUUUGCUUGUUAAAUAUGGCACAGGAAAGAAAACGUCCAAGCACAAAAAGAAAUUGGAAAAGGCCAUGAAAGUCUUGAGAAAACAAAAAAAGAAGAAGAAGCCUGAGGUGUUUAAUUUCUCAGCCAUUCAUUUGAUUCACGAUCCCCAAGAUUUUGCCGAGAAGCUUCUGAAGCAGCUGGAGAAUUCUAAAGAGAGAUUUGAAGUCAAGAUGAUGCUCAUGGACCUCAUCUCCAGAUUAGUGGGAAUUCAUGAGCUCUUUCUUUUUAAUUUCUAUCCCUUUAUACAACGGUUCCUCCAACCCCAUCAGAGAGAGGUGACAAAGAUUCUUCUCUUUGCUGCCCAAGCAGCCCAUCAUCUUGUACCCCCUGAGAUCAUCGAGUCCUUGCUAAUGACUGUGGCCAACAACUUUGUCACCGACAAGAACUCGGGGGAGGUUAUGACAGUUGGGAUUAAUGCUAUAAAAGAGAUAACAGCUCGAUGCCCUCUGGCUAUGACUGAAGACCUUCUCCAAGAUCUAGCUCAAUACAAAUCUCAUAAAGACAAGAAUGUGAUGAUGUCUGCUAGAACCUUGAUUCAGCUCUUCCGAACUCUAAAUCCACAAAUGUUGCAGAAAAAAUUCAGAGGCAAACCCACAGAGGCUUCGGUGGAAGCAAGGAUUCAAGAAUAUGGUGAAUUAGAUGCUAAAGAUUACAUUCCAGGGGCUGAAGUUCUUGAUGUUGAGAAAAAGGAAGAGGAUGAAGAGGAUGAUGAUGACGGCUGGGAGAGCGCCAGCCUCAGUGAGGAGGACGAGGACGGCGAAUGGAUCCAGGUGCACCAUUCCUCGGAUGAAGAGCAGCAGGAAAUAGCGGAGAAGCUGAAGAGCGUGCCGGUGGAGGAGCGAAAGGCUAAGGCGGCCGCAGUCAGCACCAGCCGGGUUCUGACCCAGGAAGACUUCCAGAAAAUCCGCCUUGCCCAGCUGAGGAAAGAGAUGGAUGCUGCCCCAGGGAAGUCCCAGAAGAGGAAGAACUUUGACAUCGACAGCGAGGAGGAGGAGAGGGGGGAGUUGCUUUCCCUGAGGGACAUCGAACAUCUCCACAAAAAACCCAAGUCUGACAAAGAGACGAGACUGGCGACUGCAAUGGCUGGGAAGACAGACAGAAAAGAAUUUAUGAAGAAGAAGACCAAACUGAACCCAUAUGCUAGUUCUACAAAUAAAGAAAAGAAAAAACUGAAGAAUUUCAUGAUGAUGAGGUACAGCCAUAACGUCCGAUCCAAAACGAAGCGCUCCUUCAGAGACAAGCAGUUGGCUCUCCGAGAUGCACUUUUGAAAAAGAAGAAAAAACUAAUGAAAUAACCAUCACCAUGGGUGACAAGUGCCAUCUUUGCAGUAUUGCUUUGGACUAGCAAGGGAUUCUUGUUGAGAUUAGCAGGAACGGGAGCUCAGUUUGUUGGAAGGUGUAGACUCACAGAGCCUCCAAGCUGGGAGAGACCUCGGGAGCCACCUAUCCAACCUCGAUCCUACCCAGAAGGAGUCCCUACCCUAACAGUCAUCCUGAGAACUGGUCACAGGCUUAGUGAACAUCAAAGACAGGAUGCCCUCAUUGAUUGUACAAAAUGUUUCAUUAGUUAAAAGUAUUUUUAUUUUGGAGAUAGAAAAUUGCUGAUAUGUAUAAAAAUUAUAGAAUAGAAAUAAAUUAUUUGUCCAGUGGACAUCUAUUUUAUUGGCCAGCCCAGAACUGUAUGGCAUAGAUGACAAUGCAGAUGCAAGCCCUAAUUUAAUAAACCACAUUGUGUUAGCCCAAUGAAUGACUGACCUACAAAAAUUUGUUCAAACUACUAUAAUUCAUGUCAAAGGGUUGAAUAUUUUUUUAAUGUGUGUGAAAAAAAUUAUUGGUGAACAUCUUGCAUAAAAAAAUAAAUUGAAUUGUAUAUAACA